This is a messenger RNA of Penicillium macrosclerotiorum, 1095 nucleotides long. It is a transcript of the gene leu2A, whose product is annotated as 3-isopropylmalate dehydrogenase LEU2. The record is from RefSeq and is a predicted model, not a curated record. Gene Ontology annotation, biological process: L-leucine biosynthetic process. NCBI's taxonomy places the organism in Eukaryota, Fungi, Ascomycota, Eurotiomycetes, Eurotiales, Aspergillaceae. Gene Ontology annotation, cellular component: cytosol. Bases 1 to 1095 code for a protein of 364 amino acids. Gene Ontology annotation, molecular function: 3-isopropylmalate dehydrogenase activity; magnesium ion binding; NAD binding. The transcript has 6 exons.
AUGCCUUCCUUUAAUGUCGUUGUCUUUGGUGGGGACCACUGCGGUCCCGAGGUUACGGCCGAGGCCAUUAAGAUCCUCAAGGUCAUCGAGAAGAACCGUGAUGUCACCUUCAACUUGCAGGACCACCUGCUCGGCGGCGCCUCUAUCGAUGCCACUGGUACUCCUUUGACCGACGAAGCCCUCGAGGCUGCUAAGAACGCUGACGCUGUCCUUCUGGGUGCUAUCGGCGGACCGAAAUGGGGUACUGGCGCCGUUCGUCCCGAGCAGGGUAUCCUGCGUCUGCGCAAGGAGAUGGGCACAUUCGGAAACCUGCGGCCUUGCAACUUCGCCGCGCCUUCGCUGGUCGAGAGCUCCCCGCUCAAGGCCGAAGUGUGCCGGGGCGUCGACUUCAACAUCAUCCGUGAGCUGACAGGCGGUAUUUACUUCGGUGACCGCAAGGAGGACGAUGGCUCUGGCUUCGCUAUGGACACCGAGCCCUACUCGCGCGCUGAGAUCGAGCGCAUCACCCGCCUCGCUGCCAACCUCGCCCUCCAGCACAACCCACCUCUCCCCGUGUGGAGCUUGGAUAAGGCCAACGUGCUGGCUACCAGCCGUCUGUGGCGCAAGGUUGUCACUGAGGUUAUGGCCAAGGAGUUCCCCCAGGUCUCCAUCAACCACCAGCUUAUCGACUCCGCGGCCAUGAUCAUGGUCAAGAACCCCCGCCAGCUGAACGGUAUCGUCGUCACCAGCAACUUGUUCGGUGAUAUCAUCAGUGAUGAGGCCAGUGUUAUUCCUGGCUCCCUUGGCCUGUUGCCCAGUGCCAGCCUGAGCGGUAUUCCUGAUGGUAAGAGCCGUGUCAACGGUAUCUACGAGCCCAUCCACGGCUCUGCCCCCGAUAUUGCCGGUCAGGGUAUCGUCAACCCCGUUGCCGCUAUCCUCUCCGUUGCCAUGAUGCUGCAGUACUCCUUCGGCAUGAUCGACGAUGCCCGCAUCAUCGAGAAGGCCGUCAGCAAUGUUAUCGAGGCUGGUGUUCGCACCGGUGACAUCGGUGGCAAGGCCACCACCGCCGAGGUCGGUGAUGCUGUCGCUGUCGAGCUUGAGAAGCUGCUCAAGUAA